Molecule: messenger RNA, 3602 nt
Organism: Peromyscus eremicus (cactus mouse)
Lineage: Eukaryota; Metazoa; Chordata; Mammalia; Rodentia; Cricetidae
Gene: Itch
Product: itchy E3 ubiquitin protein ligase
Exons: 25
Coding region: 182-2782 (866 amino acids)
Biological process (GO): protein K63-linked ubiquitination; protein K48-linked ubiquitination; protein K29-linked ubiquitination
Molecular function (GO): ubiquitin protein ligase activity; protein binding
Source: RefSeq, a predicted model, not a curated record
CGCUCUAGUCGCUGUAGUCGGGGCUCGGGACCGGCUGCCAUCUUAGUGGAGGGACUGAGGAGUCGUCGCCGCCCCGAGUCCCGGUAACAUGCAUUUCACAGUGGCCUUCUUGAAACAACGCCUUAACCCAAAGAAGUGACUCAGCCAGUGAGAACUUCAGGUCUGCUGUCUUAUUGAUGGUAUGUCUGACAGUGGAUCACAGCUUCAUUCAGUGGGUAGCUUGACCAUGAAAUCACAACUUCAGAUCACUGUCAUCUCAGCCAAACUUAAAGAAAAUAAAAAGAAUUGGUUUGGACCAAGUCCUUAUGUAGAAGUCACAGUAGAUGGGCAGUCAAAGAAGACAGAAAAAUGCAACAAUACAAACAGUCCCAAGUGGAAGCAACCCCUUACGGUUAUCGUUACCCCUACGAGUAAAUUACAUUUUCGUGUGUGGAGUCACCAGACCCUGAAAUCUGAUGUUUUGUUGGGAACUGCUGCAUUAGAUAUUUAUGAAACAUUAAAGUCAAACAAUAUGAAACUUGAAGAAGUAGUUAUGACUUUGCAGCUUCUAGGAGACAAAGAGCCAACAGAGACAAUCGGAGAUUUGUCGGUUUGUCUUGAUGGGCUGCAAGUAGAAGCUGAAGUGGUUACUAAUGGUGAAACUUCGUGCUCAGAAAGUAUUUCACAGAAUGAUGAUGGCUGCAGACCCAAAGAUGAAACAAGAGUGAGCACGAAUGGAUCAGAUGACCCUGAGGUUGCAGCGUCAGGGGAAAACAAGAGGACAAACGGGAACAAUUCUCCGUCGCUUUCAAAUGGUGGCUUUAAGCCUUCUAGACCUCCGAGACCUUCAAGACCACCUCCACCCACCCCACGAAGACCAGCAUCUGUAAACGGUUCACCAUCCACCAAUUCUGAAAGUGACGGGUCUAGUACAGGCUCUAUACCACCAACAAAUACAAAUGUAAACACAAACACAAGUACAUCCGAAGGAGCAACAUCUGGGUUAAUAAUUCCUCUUACUAUAUCUGGAGGCUCAGGCCCUAGGCCACUGAAUACUGUAAGUCAAGCUCCCCUCCCACCUGGGUGGGAGCAGAGAGUAGACCAGCAUGGGCGUGUGUACUAUGUAGACCAUGUUGAAAAGCGAACAACAUGGGAUAGACCAGAACCUCUACCUCCUGGUUGGGAACGGCGUGUGGACAAUAUGGGACGUAUUUAUUAUGUUGACCAUUUCACAAGAACAACAACAUGGCAGAGGCCAACGUUGGAAUCUGUCCGGAACUAUGAACAGUGGCAGCUACAACGUAGUCAGCUUCAGGGAGCAAUGCAGCAGUUUAACCAGAGAUUCAUCUAUGGGAAUCAAGAUUUGUUUGCUACAUCACAAAAUAAAGAAUUUGAUCCCCUUGGUCCUCUGCCCCCUGGGUGGGAGAAGAGAACUGAUAGCAACGGCAGAGUGUAUUUUGUCAACCACAACACUCGAAUUACACAGUGGGAAGACCCCAGAAGCCAAGGUCAAUUAAAUGAAAAACCCUUACCUGAAGGCUGGGAAAUGAGGUUCACGGUGGAUGGAAUCCCAUAUUUUGUGGACCACAAUAAAAGAACAACCACUUAUAUAGAUCCACGUACAGGAAAAUCUGCCCUAGACAACGGACCCCAGAUAGCCUAUGUUCGGGACUUCAAGGCAAAGGUUCAGUAUUUCCGGUUCUGGUGUCAGCAACUGGCCAUGCCACAGCAUAUAAAGAUCACAGUGACAAGAAAAACAUUGUUUGAGGAUUCCUUUCAACAGAUAAUGAGCUUCAGCCCGCAAGAUCUGAGAAGACGUUUGUGGGUGAUUUUCCCAGGAGAAGAAGGUUUAGAUUAUGGAGGUGUAGCAAGAGAAUGGUUCUUUCUUUUGUCACAUGAAGUGUUGAACCCAAUGUAUUGCCUGUUUGAAUAUGCAGGGAAAGAUAACUACUGCCUGCAGAUAAACCCCGCUUCUUACAUCAAUCCAGACCACCUGAAAUAUUUUCGCUUUAUCGGAAGAUUUAUUGCCAUGGCUCUAUUCCAUGGGAAAUUCAUAGAUACUGGGUUUUCUUUACCAUUCUAUAAACGUAUCUUGAACAAACCAGUUGGACUUAAGGAUUUAGAAUCUAUUGAUCCAGAAUUUUACAAUUCUCUCAUCUGGGUUAAAGAAAACAAUAUUGAAGAAUGUGGUUUGGAAAUGUACUUCUCUGUUGAUAAAGAAAUUCUAGGUGAAAUUAAGAGUCAUGAUUUGAAACCCAAUGGUGGCAAUAUUCUUGUGACAGAAGAAAAUAAGGAGGAAUACAUCAGGAUGGUAGCUGAGUGGAGAUUAUCUCGAGGUGUUGAAGAACAGACACAAGCUUUCUUUGAGGGCUUUAAUGAAAUUCUUCCCCAGCAAUAUUUACAAUAUUUUGAUGCAAAGGAAUUAGAGGUCCUUUUGUGUGGAAUGCAGGAGAUUGACUUGAAUGACUGGCAGAGGCAUGCCAUCUACCGCCACUACACUAGGACCAGCAAACAGAUCAUGUGGUUCUGGCAGUUUGUUAAAGAAAUUGAUAACGAGAAGAGGAUGAGACUUCUGCAGUUCGUGACUGGAACCUGCCGAUUGCCAGUGGGAGGAUUUGCUGACCUCAUGGGGAGUAAUGGACCACAGAAGUUCUGCAUCGAGAAAGUUGGGAAAGAAAAUUGGUUACCCAGAAGCCAUACUUGUUUUAACCGCCUGGACCUCCCACCCUACAAGAGCUAUGAGCAACUGAAGGAAAAGCUGUUAUUUGCCAUUGAAGAAACAGAAGGAUUUGGACAAGAGUAACUGUUGAGACCUUAGGCCACCAGAGAGCAGGGACUCGUCUCCAGUGCCUGCCCCUUCCUUCUCUGCCUGUUGCACAUCUUAUUGUAAACUUGGACUGUGACUAGAGAGUUAUCUGAGUGGAAGGAGCUUAAUGCUACCGUUGAGAUUUAUCUUCCAGUGAUUCUGGAUUUCUUCUCAACGUUUCCAGAAAGCCGAUCUACAAAGCAGUAGUCAGAAACUUACUUAACACGAGAUUUAACACAGCGAUGAAAUCUCCAUUGUCUUAUUCCACUAGAUUGUUCCCUUAACAACAGUUUUCUGUGUGUGUCAAAGUCUCACUUGGGAGUAGGUCUCUUGGUGGCUGUUGUCAAGACUCUGCAGACACCCAGGGACGACUCCAAAGCUGCAAUACACAAGGUCUUCCUGGUAAAGCCUCUAGCUAGGAGGUGCUGGCCAAGAGUGCAAGCUCAGCCCCGCGGUGGCGGCGGCGGUGGCAGUGGCACUCGAGCAACUGCUGCUUGUGCUCUCCCUCUCGUUUCAGCCUGGCCUGACUGUUGACUUCAUUCCCGGAGCAGGGAUCAGUGCGGCGUCGUCGUCAUUCUGAUGAUGUGGUUCCUGGAAGUGACGCAGGACUCACAGCUUCUACAAAGUAGUUUUGUCUAUUCAAUUCAGGGAAAACUUGCUCCCCGCCAACAUAUGACUUCAUACCUCUCUUCAUUCAGUUUAUAAUUAUUUUAUUGCCUUGCAAAUACUAAACUUUGCAAACAGAAUCAGCACUGUGGUUCCUUCAUGUUUUAGAAGUUAACCCCGAAUCAAAAUUAAAUUGGCUGAAUUCAUCUAA